Molecule: messenger RNA, 1134 nt
Organism: Linnemannia hyalina
Lineage: Eukaryota; Fungi; Mortierellomycota; Mortierellomycetes; Mortierellales; Mortierellaceae
Source: the annotation of a GenBank genome assembly
AUGAAGUCAAUUUCUCCAAAGGGAGCCAUUGUGGCUGUUGCCGUGUUGCUCGCCGUUAUCGGCACCGCUUCAAUGCCCACCAUCGAAGCUGCACCUGUCGCCAAUGUGGCCGAUAUUCAGCAUCGGGCCGUCGACUUAAGUGCAAAGGCCCAGGACGACCAUGAACACAAAGCCAUCAUUAUCGACUAUCUUCAGAAACGCCCCGAUCCCAAUGAAACAACUUCAGGCGCCACCAAACCCACUGCUCCCGCUGGUGGUGGUGGCAGCACGACCCCUACUCACACAACUGCCAAGCCACCGGCACCAACAACCGCUAAACCACCAGCACCAACAACAUCUCGUGCUGCUGCAACCACCACCGCCGCUCGCGAGUCCUCUACCCACGCUUCGUCAACGACUUCUGGCUCUAGCGUGCCUGUGGUGACUAGCACCGCAACCUCGUCUGCGGCCGGUCCCGAAACCACGGCUCCUAACGACUCCAAUGUUCCUACUGGCGUCUCCAAGAGUGUGUUGAUUGGAUUGGGCACAGUUGGUGGAUUAAUUGUUUUUGCCCUUGGAGGAUUGGCCUUCUGCCGUCACCGCAAGAAGAAGAACUUGGCGACUGCUUUGCUUCAGCAAACAGCUCAGUUCAACAACAACAACCCCUACGCGAAAUUGCCAGAGCCCGCUGCCACCCCCAAGGAGAGCCUUCCCAUGACCCCGACCAAGCCUCUUGGGACGUACAACGUUGUCGCGACCUACACACCCGCGCUUGCUGACGAGAUUGAGAUUGGAUUGAGCGACUCUGUGACGAUUCUUCAGGAAUAUGACGAUGGCUGGUGCAUGGGAGUCAACAACUCGAGAGGAGGCAUCAAGGGAGUGUUCCCCCGUCACUGUGUAGAGAUGGGCCCCUAUGAAGGAUCACAGCACGGAGCACCUGGUGGGCCUCACUACCCACCCAGUCCAAGCUUCAAGGCCACGGCCAACAAGCGAAUGAGCUCGAUUGCACCUGCCUCUCAGGGUUGGAAUGAUGGUUACCACAACGGAGGCAACUACCCUCCUCAGCCCAACCCCCAAUACCCCGGUCCUAACUCUCCUCACCAGGGCGGUGGCGGAGGUGGAUACUUCAAUGGAGGAGGUGGUGGUGGAUACUAA